Momordica charantia (bitter melon) is the source of this 1222-nucleotide messenger RNA. RefSeq names its product Ribosomal protein S5 family protein. Gene Ontology annotation, cellular component: mitochondrial small ribosomal subunit; ribosome. Gene Ontology annotation, biological process: translation. Lineage: Eukaryota; Viridiplantae; Streptophyta; Magnoliopsida; Cucurbitales; Cucurbitaceae. Gene Ontology annotation, molecular function: RNA binding; structural constituent of ribosome. The record is from RefSeq and is a predicted model, not a curated record.
CAUUGGGGAUAAGCCUCUUCCUCCAUCUCUGAACCCACAAAACCUCUCAAUCCUUCAUUCCUUCAAUGGCUUCUUCAACUCUCGUUCCGAUUUCCUCUCUUUCAUUACGCUCUUCUCCCUCCCACCGCCUCCCAAUUCUGCCAUUAAAGCCUUUCACCGUCCUCCACUCCGCCCUAUCCCUAGCCCCAAUUUCCUCCUCCUCAAUUCUCGCUCCAAUUCGAGCCAAAUCCUCUGACAUUGACACCACCUUCUUCGACAACGUCACUCCCGAAGACGACGUCGUUUACGACCCCCCGGAAGUCCCCGAAGGCUUCGUCGCCCCUCCAUCCUUCGACGAGGGUCCGCUGGAGACCGAGGAAGAAAUCGCCGCCGCUUACGAGGAGAUCUACGGCCCCGCUUACAGCGGAGUCUCUGUUCUGGGAAAUGACAUUCACGUGAUGGAUUCUAAGGUGAAGAAAGUGGGCGGAUUCGGCUCCAAGGCCAAGAAGGACAAGCUGCGGGAUGGAUUCGAAGAGCGGGUCGUGCAAGUUCGGAGGGUUACGAAAGUGGUUAAAGGUGGGAAACAGUUGCAUUUUAGAGCAAUUGUUGUUGUUGGAGACAAACAGGGCCAAGUCGGCGUUGGUGUUGGUAAGGCUAAGGAGGUCAUUUCCGCUGUCCAGAAAUCAGCUGUCAAUGCUCGCCGGAAUAUCGUCACCGUCCCCAUGACCAAGUACCUGACCUUUCCUCACAGGUCGGAUGGAGACUAUGGAGCAGCAAAAGUAAUGCUGAGACCUGCCUCUCCCGGUACUGGUGUGAUUGCUGGUGGAGCAGUGAGAAUCGUGCUCGAAAUGGCUGGGGUUGAGAACGCUUUAGGGAAGCAACUCGGAAGUAACAAUGCCCUCAACAAUGCCAGAGCAACGGUGGCUGCCGUGCAGAAGAUGAAACAGUUCCGGGAAGUUGCGCAGGAGCGAGGUAUCCCCAUGGAAGAGCUGUGGAAGUGAAGAGGGAAAGAAAGGGUGAGAGUAAUUUUCUUUCCUCUCAUUUUUUCCUUUUGACGUAUAUUAGUGCAUCCAUUCUUGUAACUCAAUGUUGUAAAAACGGCAGUCAGGAUUCAUUCCUAAGUUACAACAGAAGUGGACAUAGCCUUGAAAAGUAAGUAUAUUUGUUUGAUGCUUCACCCUGAAGAAGGCUUUUAUAACAAUUUUCGGAUGGUUGUCAAAAUGAAAAAAAAAAUGAUUUAGGA